Molecule: messenger RNA, 1848 nt
Organism: Solea senegalensis (Senegalese sole)
Lineage: Eukaryota; Metazoa; Chordata; Actinopteri; Pleuronectiformes; Soleidae
Product: rho-related GTP-binding protein RhoV-like
Exons: 3
Coding region: 642-1334 (230 amino acids)
Biological process (GO): small GTPase-mediated signal transduction
Molecular function (GO): GTP binding; GTPase activity
Source: RefSeq, a predicted model, not a curated record
GGACAAAUAAAAAAAAUAAUCAUGGUUUCAGGGUUAGAGUUAAGUGGUAAAGUCUUGAAGAUAUGUCAACAGCAACACAAUCUCUACAAAAAUGUACCGCCGAGUGUCUUUUAGUGUCAAAAAAGCUGUUGGUCUUAGUAUUUUUACUGCAUAGAAACAAGAAGAUUGAAGCUGAAGUGGAAGAGAAGAAGCACAGAUAUUUCUGUAAGUAUUGAUUCAACUUUUUAGGAGUAGAAAGUACUGAGUAAAAGUAAAAAGUCUUCAGAAAGCAGUAAAGAUACCUGAAAACCCUACUUAAGUACAGUAACAAGAAGUAUUUUUACUUCAUUACUUCCCAAAUCACUAUAGAUUACUUUAAUGCCACACUGUAAGCUCUCUAAAGCCAGAGGAGCUGACCUUUCACAGUGGUCGUCCACUCUCUCUCUCUUGGUGGGAGUGACCAUGCAAAUGUGCAUCAAAAGGAAACAAUCAAAGUGUUGGAGGGAUCACUCAUCCCAUUGGCUGCCUUUGUUCUUUCAAAUCGAGGUGUCCUUCCACUCUUUAUUGGCACCAAGAGGCCCCCGGGGUGGGGGGAGUGAGGACAUCUUUUACAGUAGAGCUGCUCUCCUGCAUGGAUUCACUGGGACGAUGGAGGAGAAAUAAUGCAAGCAAAUAAUAUGGAGCAGGCUUGUCAGAGACGAGACAAGGCCCACAGGCCGAGGGAGGAACUGAGUUGCAUGCUGGUGGGUGAUGGAGCUGUGGGGAAAAGCAGCAUGAUUAUUAGCUACAUCUUCAAUGGAUACAACAGCGAGUACAGGCAAACGGCUUUCGAUGUCUUCACCGGUUUGGUUCACGUGAACGGCGUCCCAACACGCAUCAAACUGAUCGACACAGCCGGACAGGAGGAGUUUGGUCAUCUACGGUCUCUGUGCUAUGCCCACGUGGACGUCUUCAUCCUCUGCUUCAGCCUCGUCAACCCUCGCUCCUUUGAUAACGUCGCCUCCAAAUGGAUCCCACAGAUCCGCGCAGGCAACCAAACCUCUCCAAUAGUUCUGGUGGGAACGCAGUGUGACCUCAGGCACGACGUGGAGGUCCUGAUUCACCUGCACCAGCAGCGAGGCACCAAACCAGUGCACUUCCGCCGAGCUAGAGGCCUGGCUCGCAGGAUCCGAGCUCACGACUAUGUGGAGUGUUCGGCGCUGACACAGCACAACCUCAAAGAUGUGUUUGACUGUGCUGUGUCCGCCGCCAUCAAGCACAAGCACACUGACACUCGAUCUAAAAAGCAAAGUCUGCUCAAAGGACUCAAGGUGUUUUGUGUUUCUGGAUGGAGGAAACUCUUCAGAUACAUCUGAUGUAGUUGUGAUGGGCACUAUUUCUUAUAUUUUAAUGAAAACAUGCAAUUUUUUUUACAGGCCCUACAAUCUCUGUGACCCUGUGAGAAAUGUAAUCUAUUCUGCUCUUUUCCUCUCAAUCCUUUCCUUUAUGUGUUGUUUUUGUCUGUUGUUGUUGUUGUGUUGUUCAUAUUUUUCUGUACGAGUCAAGGUUUUUGAAAUAAAGGCACUGUUAGUGGCUGGAUAAAUGUAAAACAGUCACUUUUAGAUGCUGCACUGGAAGAUAAAUGUCAGUGAGGAAAUGGAGGGAAAACAAAGUGCCAUUUAGGACAAAUGGUCACCUGCUGAUGCUUUGAAGUGCUGUGUUUACAACACAAAAGCCAUUUAAUCUGGCUUGCAGAGUGUAAACUCAUCCUGAAGCAUUUACAAUUAUCUUUAAAACCACCCACCAAUCACAAAUUUCCUGAGAUACAAUGGCGAGAUACAGUUUAAUUACUGAUAUGAAGUCAUUUCAAAAUAAACUGCAUUUAUUACA